This is a messenger RNA of Phyllostomus discolor (pale spear-nosed bat), 1983 nucleotides long. It is a transcript of the gene GPC1, whose product is annotated as glypican 1. Gene Ontology annotation, molecular function: fibroblast growth factor binding. The record is from RefSeq and is a predicted model, not a curated record. Gene Ontology annotation, biological process: cell migration; regulation of protein localization to membrane; negative regulation of fibroblast growth factor receptor signaling pathway. NCBI's taxonomy places the organism in Eukaryota, Metazoa, Chordata, Mammalia, Chiroptera, Phyllostomidae. The coding region runs from base 1 to 1947 and encodes 648 amino acids. Gene Ontology annotation, cellular component: extracellular region; plasma membrane; synapse. The transcript has 10 exons.
AUGCGAGGGAUGCUGAAUUCGGCUGUGGGCCCGGAGGCCCCUGAUAGGCGCAACGGGUGGCCUGGGCGGCCCGACCUAGCGGCCGGUCCUCGAGCCUCGCGCGCCGGGCGCUUGCCGCCGGCUUUUUUUGUCUCCGCCUCUUCGGCCGCCCGCCGCUUGCGGACCACGAGCCGCGCGCGGGGACCUUGGCUCUGCCUUCGCGGGCGGGGACUGUGCGGGCCCACGGUACCCGAGAGAGGCGCGGCGGGCGACCGGCAGCGCCUCGGCCCCGCAGUGGAGCUCCGGACCGGCGGCUGGUGGCUGCUGUGCGCGGCCGCCGCACUGGCCUCCUGCGCCCACGGGGACCCUGCCAGCAAGAGCCGGAGCUGCAGCGAAGUCCGGCAGAUCUACGGCGCCAAGGGCUUCAGCCUCAGCGACGUGCCCCAGGCGGAGAUCUCCGGUGAGCACCUGCGGAUCUGCCCCCAGGGCCACACCUGCUGCACCAGCGCGAUGGAGGAGAACCUGGCCAACCGCAGCCGGGCGGAGCUGGAGACGGCACUCCUGGACAGCAGCCGCGCCCUGCAGGCCGCGCUGGCCGCCCAGCUCCGGGGCUUCGACGACCACUUCCAGCGCCUGCUGAACGACUCGGAGCGGGCGCUGCAGGACGCCUUCCCUGGCGCCUUCGGGGAGCUGUACGGGCACAACGCCGGGGCCUUCCGGGACCUGUACGCGGAGUUGCGCCGCUACUACCGCGGGGCCAACCUGCACCUGGAGGAGACGCUGGCCGAGUUCUGGGCCCGGCUGCUGGAGCGCCUCUUCCGGCAGCUGCACCCGCAGCUGCUGCUGCCCGACGACUACCUGGACUGCCUGGGCAAGCAGGCCGAGCCGCUGCGGCCCUUCGGGGACGCCCCGCACGAGCUGCGCCUGCGCGCCACCCGCGCCUUCGUGGCCGCCCGCACCUUCGUGCAGGGCCUGGGCCUGGCUGCCGACGUGGUCCGGAAGGUGGCCCAGGUGCCCCUGGGCCCCGAGUGCUGGCGGGCCGUCAUGAAGCUGCUGUACUGCGCGCACUGCCUGGGCGUGCCCGGCGCCCGGCCCUGCCCCGACUACUGCCGCAACGUGCUCAAGGGCUGCCUGGCCAACCAGGCCGACCUGGACGCCGAGUGGAGGAACCUCCUGGACUCCAUGGUGCUCAUCACGGACAAGUUCUGGGGCCCGGCGGGCGUGGAGAGCGUCAUGGGCAGCGUGCACCUGUGGCUGGCGGAGGCCAUCAGCGCUCUCCAGGACAACCGCGACACGCUCACGGCCAAGGUCAUCCAGGGCUGCGGGAACCCCAAGGUGAACCCCCACGGCGCUGGGCCCGAGGAGAAGCGGCCGCGGGGCAAGCUGGCGCUGCAGAAGCCGCCCGCAGGUGGGCUGGAGAAGCUGGUCUCGGAGGCCAAGGCCCAGCUCCGCGACGCCCAGGACUUCUGGAUCAGCCUCCCGGGCGCCCUGUGCAGCGAGAAGAUGGCCAUGAGCGCCGCCAGCGACGACCGCUGCUGGAACGGGGUGGCCCGCGGCCGGUACCUCCCUGAGGUGAUGGGUGACGGCCUGGCCAACCAGAUCAACAACCCCGAGGUGGAGGUGGACAUCACCAAGCCCGACAUGACCGUCCGCCAGCAGAUCAUGCAGCUGAAGGUCAUGACCAACCGGCUGCGCAGCGCCUACAACGGCGAGGACGCCGACUUCCAGGACGCCAGCGACGACGGCAGCGGCUCGGGCAGCGGGGACGGCUGUCCCGACGACGCCUGCGGCCGGAGGGUGGACAAGAAGGGCGCCGGCUCGAGGCCCGCGCUGACCCACGCCCUCCCCGGCCCGUCGGAGCGCGAGGGCCGGAAGACCUCAGCAGCCGGCCGGCCCCGGCCCUGCGGGGCCCUCCUGCUCCUGCUCCUCGCCCUGGGCCUCUCCGCGGCCUGGCCGAGGGGGCGGUAACGGCCCCGGGGACCGAGGCCAAGGACUGACUUUGCC